CAAACGCUAUGGCGGUAUUUUUAUAGAAAGCCUGAACAAAAAUUGUGUUUUUUCUUUACAAUGGCAACGAAAAUUGACCAGAAGGCGUACUUAAAACGGUAUCUUUCUAACGAUAAAGAUAAAAAGAAAAAGAAGAAGAAAAAGGAUAAAACGUCUGUUGUAAAGGGCAAUGUGAGAAUCAUCGAUGAUGAUUUGGAUAUAUCGAAACUGCAGACCAUCCAGGAUGACGAAGUGGAAUUGUUCGGACUUGGAGAAGAAGCACCACAAGUAGUGGGCAUCAUCGAUGAUCGCCCUCCUGAACUUCGUGCCAAGGAAGACUUCAGUAGCAACAAGUGGAAAGUAUUGGCGACAAGCGAUGGGUUCGACACGACGUUACACGUGAAGGACGUGUCCAAACGGACGGAUGAUUCACGCAUUGGUAAUAAGUCGACCGCGGAGACAGAAACUACGACAAGAAGAGGGAGGAAAGAUUCGGAUGAAAGUCCGCCACGCAAGAGUGGCAGAGGAAACGAAGAUUCUGAUGAAAACCCCCCAAGAAGGAAGGCCCGAAACACGCGGGAAGAUUCAGAUGAGAGUCCGCCUCGAAAAAACAAAGCUUCAUCAAGUAGAAAAGUAGAAUCCGGAUCAUCGUCGAAGAAGCACUCUAAACAGUACGAAUCCAAUGCUAGCCCACCGAGAAAUUCCCGCCGCAGUGAUUCAGGUGAAAGCCCUCCACGAAGAAGAAAAGCAAAAGCGUCUGAUUCGGAUGAAAGCCCUCCUCGAAGGCGAGAAGCCAAACUGCCUGAACGUCGUAAACAGCACCGCGAUUCUGACGAAAGUCCACCAAGGCGUCCGCGUGAUAAGCAGCGUGACAAGCGAUCCCCUAGACCACGCCAUCGUUCUCAUGAUUCCGAUGAAAGUCCACCUAGACGGGAACGUUUGCAAGACAAACAUAAAGCACCCAUCCGGCAGGAUAGGCACCGCCGAGGCUCUGACGAAAGUCCACCUCGGAAAAAUCGGCAUCAAACAACCGAUGAUCGUUCGCAUCGUACUGACAAUCGUUUCAAAGAAACGUCCGCGGAGAAGUCUCGCCGUAGGCAUGAUUCGGAUGAAAGUCCUCCUAGGCGCAGUCGAAAUGACCCCGGUGAGGGCCCGUCCCGUAGAAGCCCCGCUAGAAGAUCGCCUGCGCCGCGCAUCAAACAAGAAAAGAAUCGAUCCGAUUCUGAUCUGUCUCCGCCAAGGAAACCGUCUCAUUCGAGGCGGCGAGAUUCGGACGAAAGUCCAACUCGCAGACGACCUGACCGACGGGAGCAGUCUCCACGGAAUGCGGAACGUAAUCGACGCCGGAAUACGCCUCCACGAAGGGAAUCGCGUGAGCCACGAAUAAAGAACGAACGACGUUCAUCCUCAGAUGUAUCGCCACCGAGACGGAUGACCAAAACGCUCGACGGUAAACGAGCGGGCUUACAGGAUGCCCGUGCGUUGCGCGAGGAAAACGAAAAACACCGGCGCCGUGAAGCGGAAGCGUUCGAGAAAAUGUCCGCCGAGCAUACGGGUCGGUAUGCGGAAACCGUCGUGCGGGAAAAAGGCGGCCGCCGGCGGGACGUCGAAAAGGAGCUGCGAGAAGAGUUCGAAAAACGCAAGCAGGAAGAGAAACAGAAGGAACUAUAUGCUCGCUGGGGGAAAGGCGUGAAACAGGUGGAGGACUACACCGCUCGUCUGCAGGAAGCGGCCCACGAAAUGCAAAAACCCUUGGCACGGUACGCCGACGAUAAAGACCUGGACGAGUACCUCAAGCAGCAGGAGCGGGCCGGCGAUCCGAUGCUGGAGUACCUGCGCAACAAACGGAAGGAGGAAAACAAGAAGGCCGGCAUACCGGAAAAACCGACCUAUCAGGGUGCUUUUCCAGAUAAUCGGUUUGGCAUCCGUCCCGGUUACCGAUGGGACGGUGUGGAUCGCACGACCGGAUACGAAAAGCGGUGGUUCGCAGCACAAAGCAAAAAGAAAGCGACUGAGGAAGAGGCGUACAAGUACAGCGUUGAAGACAUGUAA
Anopheles nili is the source of this 2031-nucleotide messenger RNA. RefSeq names its product BUD13 homolog. Gene Ontology annotation, cellular component: RES complex; U2-type spliceosomal complex. Gene Ontology annotation, molecular function: RNA binding. The transcript is spliced from 3 exons. Gene Ontology annotation, biological process: mRNA splicing, via spliceosome. The record is from RefSeq and is a predicted model, not a curated record. The coding region runs from base 61 to 2031 and encodes 656 amino acids. Lineage: Eukaryota; Metazoa; Arthropoda; Insecta; Diptera; Culicidae.